UGGGCUCUGCAGGUGGCAGACCACGAGGUGGGCCCGCGUACGCUCUCGCUCGGAUGUGGGCUGCAGCCCGCGAUGCCCGUCGGGUGCCUCUUGGCAGGCGGCGGCAGCGGCGUUGGAGGCCCGGGGGGUGCAGGAAGGGCCCCCGCAGGGCAGGUGCCGUGGGGGGGCUGUCUCCCCCCGGUUGCAUCCGGGUGCCAGCCCACUGCGGCGAGGCGUGUGACGGCAGAAGCGCGGGCGAGGCUCAUAUUUGGGCACGGAGCAGGGUAUUGGAGGCCGCGGCCCCGCGGCCGGGAGAUGAGGCGCCUGAUAAAGGCCGCUGCCCCGGGGCUGCUGCGCGCAGGGGCUCGGGCGCUGGCGAGAGGCAGCCCGGCUGCGCGGGCUCGGGGCCGGCGGCCAUGGGGCCGCUGCUGGCACUGGGGCUGCUCGUGUGCGUGCGGCUGUGUGCGGGCUCCGGGCAGCUGCGGCUGGUGGGCGGCGGCGGGCGCUGUGCCGGGCGCCUGGAGAUGGAACACGGCGGGAAGUGGGGCUCCGUGUGCGCCUUCGACUUCGACGGGGAAGCUCGCUGGGCCGCCGUGGUGUGCCGGCAGCUGGGCUGCGGCCGGGCGGCCAGGGCGUCCCUGCACGCCCCGUUGGGGCAGGGCAGCGGGCGGAUCUGGCUGCAGCCCUUCUGCAACGGCACCGAGGAUGAGCUGAAGAACUGUUCACGCUUCACAUGGGGACAGCAUUCCUGCGGCCACGAGUGGGAUGUGGGGGUGACCUGCACAGAUGCCGUGGAGCUGAGGCUGGCGGGCGGCGGCGGUCCCUGUGCCGGGAGGGUGGAGGUGAAGCUGCAGGGACACUGGGGCUCGGUGGCAGACGACAGCUGGGACAUGGAGGACGCCGAGGUGGUUUGCCAGCAGCUGGGCUGUGGCUCGGCUUCUGGUGCCUACUUUGCCCUUGACCGCUUUGGUGUCAGAGUUGGUCCCAUCAGUCUUGUCCUAGUGGACUGCAGUGGGGACGAAGCCACACUCUGGGACUGCAAGAUCCGUGGCUGGGGACCCUAUAACAUCAGCAUCCCUUACAGGGACACUGCCGUUGUCUGCCAAGGCUUUUCCCAGCUGGUCGGAGGCGAUGGAGCCUGUGCCGGGCGGCUGGAGGUGCGUCAGGGCCGGGCGUGGGUCGGUGUCUGUGCGGAUCAGGUGGACAUGAAGGUGGCGCAGGUGGUGUGCAGGGAGCUGGGCUGCGGCGAGGUGAUCGGCAUCGCCGGCAGUGGCCGUUUUGGGGCGGUGUCGGGAUCGCUGUGGGACGGGGGCUUCCAGUGCCAUGGCACCGAGCCCCUGCUCAGUGCCUGUGCCCGGCGUCCGCGCCACGACGAGGCCUGCCCCGGCCCUGGCAGCGUCAUCUGCUCGUCCUACACGGGCUUCCGAGUGGCGAACGGCAGCUCGGGCUGCUCCGGGCGAGUGGAGGUGGCGGUGAGGGGCACGUGGGGCUCCGUGUGCGCCAGCGAGUGGGAGCUGCCCGAUGCGCACGUCCUGUGCCGGCAGCUGGGCUGCGGCCGCGCCCUCAGCGUGGCCCCGGGAGGCUCCUUCGGCAGCGGGGAGGGGCCGCUGCGGCCGGACGCCUUCGGCUGCAGCGGGAGCGAGCGGCACCCGGGCGAGUGCCCCGUGGCCGUGCUGGGGAAGCCGCCCUGUGCCCCCAGAAACGCCGCUGCUGUCAACUGCUCAGGCACUGCUGAGUCCCUGCGGCUGGUGGAGGGUGAGACCCGCUGCGAUGGGUUUGUGGAGGUGGCCACAAGCACCGGGGACUGGCGCCGUGUGCCAGGAGAGGUUUCGCUCCUACGGAAUUUGAGCAAUGUGUGCUUGGAGCUGGGCUGUGGAGGACUGGAGAAGAGUGGUGCUGUAAAUGGUAACGUGUCCAUGUGGGACCUCAACAACUCAGAGUGGGCCGUAAUGGAAGAGGUCAUCAAAACAAUCAAGGGGAUGACAAGUGAUCUGACCACUAGGAGCAUACAUAAGAAUUAUUUUGGGAGUACUUACAGGUCCAUGAAGACUGCACCAGCUGGCAUCUCUCAUGGUGUGAAUAUUAUCUGCAGGUGGGUGUCCCGGGAAGGACCGGUGAAGUGCCGGUGCCUCAGGCAGCCAGCCCAGCCCAUUCCCUCUGUGCCCACAGGCAGCCUGCAGGUGAGGCUGGUGGGGAGCUCUGGGCGCUGUGCCGGGCGUGUGGAGGUCUAUUCCGGUGGCGGCUGGAGCUGGGUGUGCCAGGAAGGCUGGGAGCUGCAGGACGCGGCCGUUGUGUGCCGGGAGCUGGGCUGUGGCACGGCCCUGGAGGCCCCGAGCUGGGCGCGGUUCGGGGCCGGCACGGGGCCGCUGUGGCCGUACAUCCCCGAGUGCUCCGGGUCCGAGGAGUCUCUGUGGCGAUGCGGGCGCACGGAACGGCGCGAGUGCGGGCGCGGCGGCGGGGCAGGGGCCGUCUGCUCAGAGCAUCUCUCCGUGCGGCUGGCAGGAGGCCCUGGGAGCUGCCGGGGCUUCCUGGAGCUGUUCCACAACGGCACCUGGGGCCGCGUGUGCGCCAACGGCACCUUGGCGCCGUGUGCCAGGAGAGAGAAGAGUGGUGCUGUAGAUGGCUCAGCCUACCUGAGGACACUCAGUAGCACAGACAAAGACAUCAUGCAAAAUGUGAUCAAAACCAUCAAGGAUAUGACCACCAAGCUGUCUGACGGGCUGCCGGAGUACCUUCUUAAUGAUGACUGGAUGGAAGACUGGAUGACCACUGCCCCAGCUGAUAUCCCGUAUGGGGCGGCCAUCGUCUGCUCAG
Molecule: messenger RNA, 2793 nt
Organism: Passer montanus (Eurasian tree sparrow)
Lineage: Eukaryota; Metazoa; Chordata; Aves; Passeriformes; Passeridae
Product: scavenger receptor cysteine-rich type 1 protein M130-like
Cellular component (GO): membrane
Source: RefSeq, a predicted model, not a curated record